Hyposmocoma kahamanoa is the source of this 1135-nucleotide messenger RNA. RefSeq names its product DNA fragmentation factor subunit beta (gene Drep4). The transcript has 4 exons. Gene Ontology annotation, molecular function: DNA endonuclease activity. Gene Ontology annotation, biological process: apoptotic process; apoptotic DNA fragmentation. Gene Ontology annotation, cellular component: cytoplasm; nucleus. NCBI's taxonomy places the organism in Eukaryota, Metazoa, Arthropoda, Insecta, Lepidoptera, Cosmopterigidae. The record is from RefSeq and is a predicted model, not a curated record. Bases 1 to 1077 code for a protein of 358 amino acids.
AUGAAAAAAGGCUAUAAAGUGACUGAUGUUCGACGAGAAAAGAAAAUUGGUGUCGCCGCUGAGAACCUUGAGGAAUUGAUCCAGAAGUCUUAUAAAAAACUCGGUUUCAAUGUCAGUAGUGCCGAUUGUCGAUUGUUUGUGGCCGAGGACGGGACGCUGGUGGACGACGAUGACUAUCUGCGCACUUUGCCUCCUCAGACGCUCUUUAUUCUGUUAAAGAGCACUGAGAAAAUGGUAACUGAUUUCGACUUUUACUAUAAUAUGAUCAGAUCGACAAAGAAGGAGUACAUUGAUACAGGAAGAGCUGCCAAAGAGUUUCUCAGCACUAAUAUGAAAGAGAAGUUCCGUCUGUUCCAGAAAUACAUUGCAGCCGCUGAUGAUGCGCGCACCAUGCUUAGUGAGCGUAAGCAAGAUCCCAAUUGGUUUGAAGGUUUGGAGUCCUCAGAAAAAACCAAAGAACAAUCUAUGUCAAAACGUGUCAAAGACCGUAUGAGGGGAUAUUACUACAAAACCAAAAGUGCACUGCAGGCAUCCGAGCUCUAUGUGCAUUCACGUAAUUGGCGCGGUAAGAAACUGAUAGAUCAGUUCCUUCUGGAUCUUCGGAAACUUCUUGAAUCUAAUAAGUACAAUGAGACGUAUUUUAAUCGAAAAGCCAACGAAGACGAUCGUUUAUGCGAUGAAAAGGGACUAUUCGUUUGCAAUGGUCUCUGGAACAACAACAAAUGCGAAUACGAGGGCGAACAUGUCAUAAAUCCUUACCGAAGUCGAGAGGAAAGGAUUAUAUUCCAGACUUGGAAUUUGGACCACAGGAUUGAACUAUCCAGGUCCAUAAUACCGAAGAUAUUGGAAGCUAUCGUGGCUUUAUAUAAAGGGGAUAUUAAAUGUAUAUCAUGCGAGAAAGAUUUUAAGAGGGGCGGCGUCGAGACUGAUCGGUAUUAUUUACAGAUUUUCACUCGUGAGAAUUUAAAACUGGUGCACAUUGUUUGCCAUUAUAAAGGGAAACAUGACACUAAUUCUGACGUGUACACGGUAUGUAAUAAAUGUUUCAGGGGUCAGAGCAUUGAGUUCUGUAACUAAGUUUUUACAACUUGAAGAAUGAAGUUACGAACUUGAUUUAGAGGCAUCAUUGUCUUAU